Molecule: messenger RNA, 8139 nt
Organism: Limanda limanda (common dab)
Lineage: Eukaryota; Metazoa; Chordata; Actinopteri; Pleuronectiformes; Pleuronectidae
Gene: socs5b
Product: suppressor of cytokine signaling 5b
Exons: 2
Coding region: 290-1981 (563 amino acids)
Biological process (GO): intracellular signal transduction; phosphatidylinositol phosphate biosynthetic process
Cellular component (GO): phosphatidylinositol 3-kinase complex
Molecular function (GO): 1-phosphatidylinositol-3-kinase regulator activity
Source: RefSeq, a predicted model, not a curated record
GGCAGCUGCGACCACGGCAGGAGCGGAGACCCCUACCAUGGCGAGGAGGACCGGGCUUCUGCGGCACUCACAGAACAACUGAACCCACUCAGCCUGGUAUUCGACUGGUUAAUGUGGGGAUAUUCGGGAUGGUACCUCCAAGUGCCCGCGAACCUCUCUCGCCUUCCUCCGACACCGUGGUCCGCAGAGGGGAUCUGUGCCUGACUUCUCUUAAUAGCCAUUUUCUGCAGACAAAGAGAGCUGUUGAAUAGGCUUCCACCAGGCACCCGGGUCCCAGGGGCUCCUGUUGAUGAAGCAAGUGGGCAACAUGUGGAGCAACCUGAAGAACAAAUGCCAGACGCUGUUCCAAAACAACGGUUCAGGACUCGGUGAGACCAGGGUUGAGGCAGAUGCUGUCCUAUGUGUGGUGGAUCUUGGCCAAGGAGGCAGCUCAGGUGAUGCAAAUGCAUCAGGAGCCUCCAGCCCAACACGGAGCCUUCUACCAGUGCCAAUGGCAACCGCAGGGCGCCGCCAUCACAACUGUGUGUCAGACAUCCCUCAGAUAGUAGAGAUUAGUAUUGACAAGGACGCAGAGGAUGUGCGAGGUGGGUCGGGGGCUGUUCCCCAUGCCAGGAGAGACUCCUAUUCCCGUCAUGCUCCAUGGGGGGGCAAGAAAAAACACUCAUGUUCCACCAAAACCCAGAGCUCUCUGGAAGCAGAUAGGCGUUCUGGGCGUUUACGGGGGAGUGGGAACCGGAGGGAAAGGCGUUAUGGAGUCAGCUCCAUCCAGGAGAUGAGUGACUCUGUAUCUGGAGGACGCAGUCUAAAUUCCCGGUCUUUGCGUCAACGGCUAAGCGAUACAGUGGGACUGUGCUUACCCCUACCUGCUCGUAGACGCUCUCGUUCAUCAAAGAACCCUGUCACCUCUAAACGAAAGAUUCACCUUACAGAGCUCAUGCUAGAAACGUGCCCCUUCCCACCAGGCUCAGACCUUGCUCACAAGUGGCACUUGAUCAAGCAACACACAGCACCGGUCAGCCCGCAUUCCUCCACCGCCCUGCUUGAUGCCUUUGACCCGGCCCAGACCUCUCCUGAGGAUGAAGAGGAACGUCUACGUGAGCGCCGCCGACUAAGCAUUGAGGAAGGUGUGGACCCACCACCUAAUGCACAGAUCCACACCCUGGAGGCCUCAGUGCCGGGCUCCUCUCUCUACAAACUGGGACCAAAGACGGCUCCUGGCAUUGGAGAGGCCUCUGGGGACGGCCGGGCCUCAGGGACUGGCAGCUCCUUGGGUGCUGGAUCAUCAGGGGCCUGUGGGCCAGUGCUGGGGGCUUCAGCGUCAGCUCAGGACUGUGACUCUGAGGAGGAUUCAACCACCCUCUGUCUGCAGGCCAGGAGGCCCAAGCAGAGGCACGCCUCUGGGGAGGGUCACCUGAGCCGGCAGCAACCUGGGCCCUGGAAGGUUCACACCCAGAUAGACUACAUCCACUGUCUGGUGCCCGACCUAAUGCAGAUCACAGCUCUGCCCUGUUACUGGGGUGUGAUGGACCGCUAUGAGGCCGAGGCUCUGCUGGACGGACGGCCAGAGGGCACCUUCCUGCUGCGUGACUCCGCCCAAGAGGACUACCUCUUCUCCGUUAGCUUCCGCCGUUACAACCGCUCACUGCACGCCCGCAUCGAGCAAUGGAACCACAACUUCAGCUUUGACGCUCAUGAUCCUUGUGUAUUCCACUCUUCCACAGUCACAGGACUGCUCGAGCACUACAAGGACCCCAGCGCCUGCAUGUUUUUUGAACCGCUGCUCACAGCACCUCUCCAUCGAACCUUCCCCUUUGGGCUGCAGCACCUGGCACGAGCUGCCAUCUGCCGCUGGACCACGUACGAUGGAAUAGGCUCUUUGCCGCUGCCCCCUGCCCUGCAGGACUUCCUCAAGGAGUAUCACUAUAAACAAAAAGUACGAGUACGCUGGCUGGAGAGGGAACCGCCACUCAAGGUCAAAUAGGGUGGGCUUCUCCAUCGCCUGUACACACACUGCAGCAGGAUCACAGAACUUGAGAAAUUCCUCAUUAGUCAAUUAGAGGCUAUACUGAUGUCUGUUCUCUUUCUGGUGAGCGAUCGACUUUAAGUGUAACAAGCUAUACAAGAUUCAUUCUAAUCUUUGUUUUAGUUAUUACUUACAUCACAGAAAAUACAUAUGAUUAUAUUCAAUAUAAUGCUCUCUGGCAAGCACAUGUUUUUGUGUUGAACAGGUUAUUUUGACAGGAAGGGAAAGCACAAAUAUCAGUGCUUUGUGUCUUUUCUCUCCGCUUGUGCUAAAUGUCUGCCUGAUCCCACAACAUCACCCUGUAGACCUGCCUGCAUGCCUCCCAUGUUCAUCCCAAAUUACUAUCUGGGCCUACAUGGCUACGUUGUACAGUUCACUUUGUGCUUUUUCAAUUUUUUCCCCCCUAUUUUAUUUCCUUAGCUUGUUAAAGCACCUAGUGGAGCACCUUCCCAGGAUGGUUUUACGGGGUGUUAGGGUUCAGAGGGCAUAUGGAGGUGCUAUUGGUAAAUUGCAGUCAGAGCUUGUCCCAUGGAUAAAGCUACAUAAGGCACAUUCUUUGCCAUCUCUUUGCACGCAUGAGGAUCAGCUAAGCCAGCGAAAGGAACCGAUUCUGAGGGGGUCCACAGAGUUCAGGACAGCAAAUCAGGGAAAUUAAGUGCUUUCUAAGGAUAAUAGAUAAGUCCUAAGAAACUCUAGUUCCUUCUUAAACAAUAAAUCAGUCUGUGUCCUAUUAAGUGAAAUCAACAUGUUUCCAUACUUGUGCAGAAUUACUUUGAAACUAGAUGGGCAGAUUGAGGAAAUACUCAAAUCUACAGACGUCAAUAGCGGCCCGUCAGUUCUUCCCUGGCCGCAGGCUCUUCAACUCUCUGUGCACAUGUUCAUCCAGUCCCAAUUCAUCAUCACCUAUAUCAAUUCAACCUGUAUAAAAGUUAGCUCCUAGUGGAACAUUUGAGCAGUCUGGUGUCUUUAUGGAAUUGCACUAAGGCUUUAUAGGGUUUAGUUUUACACCUGUUUUGUUCAAUCGACUCUCUUUAGUGGCAUCUGGCUUUACAGGGUUUGACCCUGUGUCCAAUUUGGUCAUUGUUCUUUUAUUUUCACCAUACUCUUGUAACCUUGGUGCAGCUAGCUUCGCACUAUUGUGAGGAAUACUAACAGGUGUUGAAGUUAAGGGUGCGUGUGACAAGUUGCAGGUGAGGACAAUCAAUACAAAUUCAAAAUGCCAGUGUCCCUUUAAACAUGACUGACUUUAAUCUGCUCAAACUACCUGAGUUUGACUCGGAGGGGGCUCGUCCAUGUGAAACCCCAAAUAAUAUAAUAUCAUAGGUGUGGAGGACAGAUGAUGUAAAAUUAAAGUUUCUUCUGAGAAUCUGCUAAUGGAGAUAGUAGAGCAAAACUACCAUGAUUAGAUUGCUUCUUAUUUUACUUCCCUUCUGAAUUAAUAUUUAUUUUAUAAAACAAUUUUAAAUAUGUGGAGCUGUUUUUAUGAAGAGCCCCGUGUCUCCAACAGGAAAGUGGUCAUGAGGGCUUUUUCUUGGGAGUUGACGCCUCCACUUCACAACUUAUUACUAAGAGGACUCAACCCCCUUACUGCCUGGUUGCAUUUACAGUCAUGGCAUUGAGUGCAGGCCGCACUCAACUCUUGAGAUGUCAGCAUAUACUUGAGAGCUUUAGUUAUGUAAUCACAAUGAUUUUAGUUUGUGCUUCUCGGGGAAAAAAAACACUGCUGGUCGUUUCAGCAUGAAGAGGAAGGAAGUGUAACCUACGUGCCUUUUUUAGAAAAACCAUUUGUCUCGUUCCAUAAUCAGUCCAAACCUGGAGAGAUGGAUGCUCUCAAAUGACACUGAAAAGAAGAACCAUGCAAGAUGGUUCACUCACUUCUGAUGUUCGUUAAAAAACAAAAGAUCAGUGGUGCUGUGUUGGUUUAGACAUGACAGGUUAUAAAAAUAAGUUUUACAUUAGUUACAUCUCACCCACAGAUGCAUGCAUUAGUCGCCACAUUAUGGGUUGUGUGGUAAGUAGUAUUAGGUCGUUAGAGGGUCCAAUGCCAGCCCUACGGUAGCAAAUAUCCGUGAUAGAUAUCCAUGUUUGUCUGGUCCUCACAUGUGUAGGGUCUUAGCUCCAACAAAUCUCGAUGAGAAGGUAAAAUCUAUACUGUGAGCAUGUUAAUCAGAAUAAUUCAGCUUCUAAUGACAGUGCCACGCUAGUGACAUUAGUCACCUCAGUGUUUCCCACAGAUUUAUUUCAUAUUUGCGGUUAUAGCGGGUUCACAUGCAUGAAGGUCACUCUAACAGAUUCCAAAUGAAAGAUACAUGAAAUUCAGUGAAACAUAAAUUCUCGCGGGAGUGACAAAAUUGCAUUGAUGCCUUAACUAGCUAAAACUAUAAGGUCUGUGUCUGCAUGAACAGUAAAAACAUUAUGGACUGUAGUGCGAACACGCGGUAGUACAACCACAUGGACGUGCCACAGCGUGAGUGAGCAAACUGCAAAUAGUGCUGCACAUACCAAGUAGGAGAUCUCGUUUACUAUAAGGUGGGUCAAGCUAAAUAUGGGGGGCCGCUGCAGUCUAUAUAAUUAAUGGGAAACACUGAUUAAUAUUAACAAAUCACAUGCACAUGACUUGGAGAAUGAGACGGGUGCAGAGAAGACAGCAGAUUCCCUAAAAUACAUGAAACUUAACUACAAAGCAUGUAAAUGAAACCCUGCAAGUAAUGCAUAAAACAAAAACAUAAUUUUUGAAACAGCCAAGUUGAUGAUCACUGGACAGGUUCAUCUCUAAAAAAAUGUUUUCAGUCUUAUGUGUCAUGUCUAAUCAUUACACACAUACUGUACAUUAAAGGUUAUUUUCAUUCUCAUUAAGGAGGAAUUCAUGCUUCUGCUUCGAGGCCAGGCCGUAGGUACGCACGUAGUCUACAUGUGUAGCCGAGCACUGAUAGUUGUGCGUUGGUGAAUGUGAGUCGUGUUGCAAUGAAUGAAGAAAAGAAAGAGGUUGUCCACAUUCGUUUCUUCAACUUGAUUCAAAAGUGGUGCUGAGUCGUUGGAAAUACGAUGCCACCCAGCGGACCAAUAACGGCUCUUGCGUUAAAUUUCUGGGGCGGUUUACAUCGGGGUACGGCGUCGGCGCUGUGUUGGGUACCCGACCACGCAAAUGCUACGGUUUAGCUUUGAUGCAGAAGCUUGAAUUGGGAUUUAGACUGCUCUUUGCAUCAACAUAUUUCUGCAAAUAGCUGGCCAUGUCCACCUCUCAUCUACACCCUGAAACUCAAAAAUCAAUUUUCACAUAUUUAUAAGUGACUAGACAUAUUCGAUGCAGGUGGUUAAUGAGAUGAAGUUAAAGAAGUUCAUAUUUCUCAUCUGACUGACCUGAAGUUUUACCUUUCACACUGCGUUGUCAAUUGAUCAACGUUACCUCCCAUAAAGCCUGGAACCUUUUCCACUGCCCCAAAAUUAGUCAGAAAUGUGUUUUAGAUUUAAUGUGUUUAUAAACUGACAAAAUUGCCCAUCAAUUUACUCAGCAACCAUAAUGACAAAUGAAAAUGUUUUUACAAAUAUUAGCCACUUUAUUAAACAUCUAAAACUGAAAUAGUUAAUUUACUUUAGGUUUUGUUGAAGCAUCCUGACAGCCUCUGAAUUAAGUUGAUAUGAGCUUUCUACACCCCUGGGUCUGGGAAGUUCAUCCCCAAAUCUCAAUAUCUGUCAGAUUAGAUUAGAAACGGUGAGCUGCAGCUUCACGUCUCUCAAAUGUUCAGUUAGUCGGACAGUCAGAAAGCUUCAGAAUCAGCUUCCACCAGAUUCUACCACCUCGGAGUGCCCCUGGGACUAAUCUCACACUUCUUCCAAUUUAGAAUUACCAAUGCUGCUGGGCUCCUGUGAACACACAAAGCAGAGAACUGGUUUUAUUUCCUUGUUACGAUAUAUGCGUCGCCACAAUUUUAUCUUGCAUGCGGAAGCGAAUGCCGUUUUAAACAAUGUGGAAUCAUUUCAUUUCGUCACAGAUGGAUACCAGUCAGGUUCUAGAGAAAUCUAAAACAGGAUGUACCUGGCCACAGUUUAUAGUGCUAUAUUUCAGUAUUUGAAUAAAUUAGAAUCAAUUAAUUAAUGGGAUUUCACUUAAUGCGCAAAAAUGACUUAAGCACUGACUGUGUAAUUUGGGGGUUUUGAGUCUAGGUUGAUGUGCAAACAGUCAAUUUAAAAAUACAAUCUUCAACACAACAAAGUGCAAAAUGUUAAGAGAUCUGAAUUAUCUUUAAGACCUCUGCAUCUGUUUUAAACCCCAAACCUCACACUAUCUUCCAUCUUGCCCUCUGCCACUUUCAUGCUGCGGCUUAGCAGUAGCAUUUCUGACUGUACCCCACCCGACCUGAAGACACUAAUCACAGGCUAACUUUGAUCAAGUUGGGAUAUAAAUUGGGUGCUAGAAGCGCCACUCUGUUGCCUCACGGCUGUUGUAUGAUUAAUGCCAUUUUAUAUUGUGUCCUACUACUCUCCAUCUGGCCAUAUCCCUAACAUCACUGAAUAGAGGUGACUCUGGUUUAGAGAGAACUGAAGGCAUGUUUGUCCCGUCCUCUACUCUUUCUCCAACCCUGCUUGGGACUAUGUUAGGCUCAAGUUAAACUUCAGGAGCAAGAGGAGAGACGGGGCUGGGUGACUGUUGUGGCAACAUGCUCACAGAGACAACGAGGGAUCUGUUGAAGUAAAUCGCACUUUAAUUGUGUAUUUGUGUUCUGCAGUGCAAUCUGCAGGUGUUGGGACAGUGGCACGUUUUUUGUUAUUUUGGCUCUUUACUACACGAGUUGGGCCUAAUGACUUGCAGCUUGAACUCUAAUCAUAUUGGGUGAACAUGGUAGGAAUUGUGCCAGUUUUUGUGUGUGGUCUUUAAACGAAUACUGCCAAAGGCUAUAGCUGCUUUCAGACAUGCACUGAACUCCGAUAAUCUGGACAUUUUGCGGAGAGGCUGAAUGCGUAAAUGCAAAUUCGAGAGAUUCUGGACUUACUCUUGAGUUUUUCUGGCCAGCCCCUUUGGAGAAUGUCCGAAUAAGCCCAUGUGAGAACACAGCAGGAGAUUUCGACACGAGCGAGUAAGUGUGUUGACGUUUUUAAUACACGACAGACACCAAACUGUAAAAAAACUAAACAAAAAAAUACGAUAUCUCGGUAUGAAAAAGAGGUGCCAUAGAGGUUUUGGCUGCCUGCUGCACCACCGCCCUCUGAACACUCUUUGCUGUUGUAAACGUGUCUGAGUGGAGAAACUCCUGUAGCAUUGUUCAUUUGUGCCCAUUUGGGCAAGAUACUCAACCCCCAAAUUGGCCUCUGCCCUUCUCAUAGAAAAAGUGCUGCCCAUGGAUGCACUCUUUGAAUGUGAAUGGGUGAAAGGCAAAACACAAAAACCUGCACACUAAAGCGCUUUGAGAGAUCAUCUAGACUACAAAAGUGCAUAAAAAUACAGACCAAAUACAGCUCAUUCAUGUCUGAAAUAGCUAUACAAUGGUGAUGUUUAGGGAGACGUGUAACUGCAGUCAUUGUCAUUCUGGCUUGUUGACUUCAGUCAGGUUGUCAACAAGUGGAACCUCCUCCGUGGCACUGAGGUUAAGACUUGGCCAGUCAGGGACAUUACAUUUCCUUGGCUGCCUGGUUUAUACGAUAAUGAUCCGUGUUAGCCCUUGCUUUAUCUUGAAAUUGCAUAAAAUCAUUUGUUCCCACUCUGCUCACCCAAAAUGGAUUUGAACCGUCUGAAAUGUGAGGGGAAGAAUCGGGGGAGUUAGCACUUUAACCUCACAGACCAGUACGCUGCACUUCAAAACGACUCAAAGCGUCCCACUGUCCAAACACUUGUAGCCGGCACUGAUGGUUGUUUAGCUCAAGAUGGCGAGACUUGUGUUUAGGAAAUAGCCGGCGGUCCUGAAAUAUUUCACGGAUGUUCAGGUGUUGAAAGCCGCAUCGAUGGAGGCGUGUUCUCUACCACGCUGCAGACUAUGCGUGUGUGUGUGUUACGUGGUAGUAUAUAAGUGAAUGGACAGAGCCACGCAGGGGGUUCUGGUGGAGGGGGAUGUAGAGUUGGCCGUGAGGGGUGACGACAGUGACUCCAAUGAACGCCUCUCUGACCCCGUCCCCCUUCACCC